This is a messenger RNA of Homalodisca vitripennis (glassy-winged sharpshooter), 2327 nucleotides long. RefSeq lists its product as uncharacterized. The transcript has 2 exons. Lineage: Eukaryota; Metazoa; Arthropoda; Insecta; Hemiptera; Cicadellidae. The record is from RefSeq and is a predicted model, not a curated record. Bases 474 to 2249 code for a protein of 591 amino acids.
CUAACCUCACUUUUUAUAACCUCAAUAGGCAAUAGGCCUACUUAUUGUAUUUUGAAUAUUACUUGGCCUGUAAUAUUAUUGUACUUUAAAGAGAUUAUUUAUAGUGGAUUGAGAAUUCCAAUUGUCUAGCAAAGUUAGAAAAUUAACCUUAGCUUGGGCCUAUCACUAAGUUAGUGGGCUGUUGUUUACACAAGCAGAGAUAGGCCAUGCCUAUGCCUAUCUCUGCAUAUGAGAUAGGCCCAUGAUUUUGGGCAGAUGCCUAUAGGCCAUACAAUAUUAGGAUAUAAUUACCAUCCAAUUAUACUGCCAAAUCCUAAUUUGAGUUUAUUUUUUUAGAUCAUGAAAACGCAGGCGCAGCGAUACCACAGAACAUCUCUUCUGUCAGUGAAAAUUCAGAACACAAUAUCGCAGUUGUUGCUGAUGCCAAAACAAGAAAACGUAAAAGGAAUAUUAACAAAAAAACAGAGCGGAAAAUGAAACGUGCUUAUGGGAAGGAGUAUUUCACAGCAAAAGGCAAAAAGGUGGCGCAAAAAAUAUUCGUAAAUGAACCAUGUCAGCCUUCUUGCAGAAAUAAAUGCAAUGAAUUGGUAGCCGAAGAAGAAAGGAAGAUUUUAUUCCAGAAGUUUUACGAUAUGGCCAGUUUUCAAGCACAAAAUGCUUAUAUUUGUGGACUUUGCCAGCAGUCAACACCGAUUACUCAUCGAAUAAGAGAUGGCUCUAGAGGAAUAAAAAAUCGAACAGUAAGGUACCACUUACAAUUACCUACCAAAAACGUUAAAGUGUGCAAGCAGUAUUUUUUAGGUACAUUUCAAAUCUCAAACGGAAGAGCUUCUAGAGCCCUCAAAAAGGUUACAGAUGGAAAAGAGCCGGGUAGCGAUUUAAGGGGGAAGCAGGUUUCUGUUAACAAAACCGAUGAAGGUAGACUGAAAAUACUCAGAGAUCAUAUUUCUUCAUUUCCCUCGUAUGAAUCACAUUAUACAAGAAGUCACAAUCCGAACCGCAAGUAUUUACCAGAAUCUCUUAACAUUAGAGAGAUGUACAAUCUGUACAAGAAUCAUUGCUAUACUUUGAACACACAACCUCUAUCAGAGUCAAUGUACAGAAAAGUGUUCAAUUUUGAAUUCAAUUUGCACUUUCAUCAGCCUCACAAGGAUACGUGUGUGAAAUGUGACACGUUCAAAAUGAAACUAGCCAUAGCUGAAGAUGAAGAAGAAAAGAGAAAUAUUGAACGUAUGAAGGAAAUACAUUUGAGAAAAGCAGACCUUGCAAGGGAGAAACUAGACGCAGCGAAAGAAGAAUCCAAGAACAAUUCCAACGUUUAUUCAUUUACGUUUGAUCUUCAGAAGGCGUUAGCUUUUCCAAAUUUGACAUGUUCAAUUGCAUACUACAAAAGAAACAUGUAUGUGUACAAUCUGGGCUGUCAUCAGCUAGCAGAUAGUUCAGCUUUCAUGUAUGUUUGGAAUGAAGUUGAAGGUUCCCGAGGAUCUCAAGAGGUUGCUUCUUGUAUUACAGAGCACUUAAGUCACAAUGUUUCCAAUGAUGUUAGUCAUGUAAUAAUGUUCAGCGAUAGCUGUGGCGGGCAAAACCGCAACAUCAAGCUUGCUCUCACCAUGAUGCAGUUUAUUCAACAAGAGAAUUGUAAAAUUCAGACAGUAGAUCAUAAAUUUAUGGUCAGCGGACACUCAUUUCUGCCUAAUGACGCAGAUUUUGGCAUUAUAGAAAAGUAUUCUAAAGGAAAAACAAUGUACUCUCCUCGUGAUUGGUACGAUACCAUAACAAAGUCAAAGAAGAAGAAGCCCUUUGUGGUUAAAAUCAUGAACCGAGAAGACUUUAAUUCCACUCAGGCGCUCGAAAGAUCAAUUACUAGAAGAAAAACCAAUGUAGAUAAACACAAAGUAUCUUGGUUUAGUAUCCAAUGGUUGAGGUAUGUUAGGGACCAACCCUUCAAGAUCUUUUACAAGGAGACACUGAAUGAUGACAUUCCCUUUGAUUGUCUUGACAUCACCCCAGCAAAAAAAGGAAGGCGAAUGGUAUCCCUCGCAAGUAUCACAACUGAAGCUCUGUACUCGUCACCUCGUCCGGUUACAGCAGCGAAGAAGAAGGACAUGAUGGAUCUCCUAGCCUUCAUUCCUCCCAUCCACCAUAGUUUCUACACAGACCUGACAGUUGGAAAUCAGCCUGAAGGAAUUGACGACACCCCCAUCAUCGAUCGUUGCAGUGAAUCAGAAUCCGAUGAUGAAAAGGACUAAAGGAUAGGCUAACUUAUCAUUGUUCAAUGUUUUUGUAGCUAACUAAUGGCAAAAUAAAUGAGUUCUUUCAGUUUCUUA